CUGGAGAAGAAGCAAGACAUAUCGCGCGGUCGAAAACCGGAGCGAAAUCAUUUGGAUUUUAUUGCAGGAUGGGGUGCCGGCUGUAUUGAAACAUGUAUAUUAUAUCCAUCUAAUAAGGUCAUAUUUCGACAACAACUUCAUGGUUUUUCUAUUAAAGAAGCGUUGAAGCAGGUAGGAAUUUUCUUAUAUUUUGAACAAGAUUUAAUAAUAUUAAAACCUUUCUUCAGAUCAAGUUAGAAGGAGCAGGUAGAUUAUAUAGAGGGUUGAUGCCUCCUUUAAUAAUGAGGACAACCUCCAGAGCUUUGAUGUACGGAUUAUAUGAUGAAUUUCAGGUGAGGAUUUCUUUUUUUUUAUUGAAAAGUUAGCAAAUUAAUUUCUAAAAAAUUUGCAGAUAUCAUUAGGAUGCCCACAUGCUCCGCCAAAUUCAUCUUUCACAUCAUGUCAUGCGAAAGCUGCAUUUUUAUGUAAGAUUUUAUUAAUUUAUCACUAAUUAAUCCUAAUUUUCAGCCGGUGUUUGCGAGGCAAUGCUAUGCCCGCUUGAACGUGUUCAAGUCCUUUUACAAACCUCACAAUUCCACGAUCGCUAUAAAAAUACAUUAGAAGUUUUCAAAAGAUUGCGUAAAUAUGGAAUUUCGGAAUAUUAUCGGGGAUUUUCAGUGAUUUUUGUUAGAAAUAGUUUAUCGAAUACCAUAUUUUUCACACUCAGGGAACCGCUCAAACAGAAGGUUCGUUUUUUUUCGAUUUUUUUAAUAUUUAUAUAAAGUUUUCAGGUGCUAGAAAUUCCGGAGAGUCAUCGUUUGCCUCCGAGUGUUCAACAACUUUUGGGUGAUUUUAUUGCUGGUUCUUUGUUGGGCGCCUCAAUUUCUACUUUAUUUUUCCCAAUGGGUGUUGUCAAAAAUCAUAUGCAGGCGAAGGUGAGAUUUUCUCAGAGAUUCGCUGGCCAGCUCGCCACCAGAUCGCUGCGGCCACCUGGAAACCGCAUGGCCGCCAGGUCGCCUCGAGUUUUCCGGCGACGUGGCCUGUGUGUUUGAAAAUCUGAAAGGCUGGCAAGACGGUGGUUUGUACUCAAAACACUGCAUUUUCUACUGUUUUUUUUCACUACCUAAGGUUUCUAGUGCUGCGAAAAAACAGAAAAUGAGCCAAAUUUUUCGAAAAUGCCUCAAUUCACAAGUUUUUCAGACAUUUUCAUGAAAAUUCAUUUUGACGAGGCGAAGUGGCCACCACGUGGUAGCCAUGUGGGCUUGACCUAGCCAGAGCCUGGCCACCUUGCCAGCGAAAAAACCGGGCGACAUGGUUUCCAUGUGGUUCCCAGGUCAGCCAGCCUCCCCACCUGGUGGCGAGCUGGCCAGCGAAUCUCUGAGUUUGGUUGAAAUAUUUUUAUAAAAACUCGAACAUUUUUUCCAGGUCGGUGUUCCAUUCGACAACGCAUUCCGCGUCUUCGGCCAAGUUUGGCGCGAACGAAAUCGCUCGCUUCGAAGUAUCUACCUUGGUGUUCACCUCAAUUUCACUCGAUCACUCAUCGCCUGGGGCAUCAUAAAUUCCAUGUACGGAAUUUUGCGCCGUGCGUUAGCCCCCUUUGAAUAA
This is a messenger RNA of Caenorhabditis angaria, 1584 nucleotides long. Lineage: Eukaryota; Metazoa; Nematoda; Chromadorea; Rhabditida; Rhabditidae. The record is from the annotation of a GenBank genome assembly.